This is a messenger RNA of Sceloporus undulatus (fence lizard), 366 nucleotides long. RefSeq names its product solute carrier family 35 member A4 (gene SLC35A4). Lineage: Eukaryota; Metazoa; Chordata; Lepidosauria; Squamata; Phrynosomatidae. Bases 55 to 366 code for a protein of 103 amino acids. The record is from RefSeq and is a predicted model, not a curated record. The transcript is spliced from 3 exons.
GGCUUCCGAUGCGCGCCUGCGCGAACGACGUCCCAGUAACUUUGGUCAAGAAAGAUGGCGGACGACAAGGACUCUGUACCAAAGCUGAAAGAUCUUGCUUUUUUGAAGGAUCAGUUGGAAAGCUUGAAACAAAGAGUCGAAACUGAAGUGCAGGCUGGAGUCGGACAGGAAGGUUCUUUACUGGCAUCUCCAUUUCUCAAAGGGUUUCUUGCUGGGUAUGUCGUAGCCAAGCUCAGAUCUUCAGCAGUUCUGGGAUUUUUGGUGGGGACAUGUACUGGUGUGUAUGCUGCUCAGAACUAUGCAGUUCCUAAUGUGGAAAAGACUAUCAAAGACUACUUCAACUCCCUCAGGAAAGGACCAGACUAA